GUUCGAUCACAUCAUUUCAAAUCGCUUCUCCCUCUCUCUCCAUUGCUCCCUGGAAUUGAGUUUCUCUCUCUUUCUCCCCUUCUCUCUCUCUCUAGAAUUGGUAAGUUGGUAGUGGAGUGUUGUGACGCUGGCGGUAGCAGCAGGAGUAGCAGAGCAGCAGAAGCAGCGAUACAUCCUAAGUGCCUGAGAUUCUGGGAAAGACCCUCCAUGAUUUUACCAUCGCUACCUUCUUUUCAGCACCGGGCUUUUGCAGAUCUCCCGUAGAAAUGACUAAAAGCGAAGACAUUUUCAAGAUACAGACCUGCAUCCUCAAGGUUAACAUUCACUGUGAUGGGUGCAAGGACAAGGUGAGGAAGCUCCUACAAAAAAUUGAAGGGGUGCUCAGAGUAACUAUUGAUGCAGAACAGCAGAAGGUUACAGUGUUUGGUAGCGUCGAUUCUGAUACGCUGAUAAAGAAGCUGAUCAGGUCAGGCAAGCAUGCAGAGCUCUGGUCUCAAAAGGGCAACAAUCAGCAGCAGCAGCACCACCACCACCAUCAGCAGCAGCAGCUGCAGCAGCAGCACCAUUAUUCACAGAAGAUGCCAAACCAACAUAUGAAAGAUGACAGGGGAAUGAAGGACCAGAAGCAUGGGUUGUUCAUGAACAGGGGAGCCAAGAACCAACAGAAACCCCUGGGAUACAUAUCUGACGAUGAUCUGGGUGACGAGUCUGAUGAUGAAGCUGAUGAGGAUGACGAUGGACUGGGGUUCCUGAGGGAGAAAGCAAGCAAGAUGAACUUCCACAGGCAGCAGCCAAAUGAAGUUGGGGUUGGCAAAAAAAACAAGGGCAACAUCAGCAAUGGCAGCCCUAAUGGGGGAAAUGUUGGAAAGAAGGGUGGUGGCGGAGGCAACAAUGGUGGAAAUCAACACCAGAAUGUUGCCUUUAAGGGUGCUGGUGGUGGGGAUCAAAAGAACCAACAUGGUGGAGAUCAAAAGAACCAACAUGGUGGGGGUGGAGGCGGCCCUACUGGAUUUGGCCAAAACAUGAGGAUGAACAAUGGCCAACAUGCUGGGUUUGGAAGCAAUGCAAUGGAGGGAAGGAAUGGGAUGGGAUUUGGUUAUCAGGGAGUUGGGGGCAUUGGAGGUGGUGCUGGUGGUGCGCUUGGUCUAGGGAUGGGAAUUCAGGGCCAUAAUGGCAUUCAAGGAUGUGGGUAUCCCAUGGGAGUUGCAGGAUAUUAUGGAGGAGGAGGUGGUGGAGCUCAUUUAGGUGGAUAUGGCUUCAGUAAUGCUGCUUACCAACAGCAUCCAAUGACCAUGAUGAGUAACAUCAACAGCAGGCCGAACCAGAACCACAACCAGAUGCUGAAUGAGAGAUACAUGCAGAUGAUGUACAACAGAUCUCCUCUCACCCCACUUGCUACCACUUCCUACUACAACUACCAGCCACAAUCACAGACAGCAGAGUAUGCUACCUAUUUGUUCAGUGAUGAUAACACCAGCAGUUGUGCCAUCAUGUGAAGGGGAAGAAAAGAAGAACAAAGAAAUAAACAUGGUGUCUUUGUCUACCGUGUUUAGAAUGUAGGAGAUAAGCACUUAUUAAGCGUUUUCCUUUUCCUUUUUUUUUUUCCAGUCUUUUUUUUAGUGAUCUAUGGUGUUCUCGUUGCUUGCACUCCGUCUUCUUUGACAGAAGAUAAAAUAUCAUGUCUUUCUGGUUGACUGGAGAAAUGGGCAAAGCAACAAAAUCUCCAUGUCAUGUCCAAGUUGAAAAACAAAAAGCACUUGUGGAUAUGGUUCUGGCCGAAUGUGUUGGAACGAUAUAGUUGGCAGACAUUUUGAAAAAUGUAGUAAUAGUAGCCUAUGCUAGAUGUUGCUGUAACAUGAUGUAUCGUGGAUUGAGCUCUAUAAUAUAGUAUUCUUGCUGCUUGUUUUGUUUAUUAAAAA
Nymphaea colorata (pocket water lily) is the source of this 1919-nucleotide messenger RNA. Its product is annotated as heavy metal-associated isoprenylated plant protein 32-like. Bases 267 to 1496 code for a protein of 409 amino acids. Gene Ontology annotation, molecular function: metal ion binding. NCBI's taxonomy places the organism in Eukaryota, Viridiplantae, Streptophyta, Magnoliopsida, Nymphaeales, Nymphaeaceae. The record is from RefSeq and is a predicted model, not a curated record. The transcript has 3 exons.